This is a messenger RNA of Podarcis muralis (Common wall lizard), 1866 nucleotides long. RefSeq names its product sperm microtubule inner protein 1 (gene SPMIP1). The record is from RefSeq and is a predicted model, not a curated record. NCBI's taxonomy places the organism in Eukaryota, Metazoa, Chordata, Lepidosauria, Squamata, Lacertidae.
CCAAUGCCUUUUUCAGGAGGCUGGGGAGACCCAUGACAUCACAAGGGGCUGCUUGAAGCAUCUGUGAGGCGCUGCCUACCCCAAGAAGGUCUCCCCAGGGACGCCCAGCCCUGGCACCCUGACUCUGGCUCACCGGCCGGCUUGUGGCAUCGAGGACAGUCCUGGGCGCUGCCCACAGGUCCUUUAGCCAGCCAUGGCGCGGCCACUGAACAUGGACACCCUACAGCAGAACUUCUGGAAGGAAGAGUACAACAAAGAGCUCGUGACGCGCUACCGCUGGCACCAGAAGUACGGCGCCAUCGUGAAGGCCAAGCAGCAGGCACAGAGGGAGCGUCGGAAGAAGGCCAUGGACAACACCUUACGGCUCCCCUCCGUCAAGCCAGCCCCACUGGACGUAACCCCCCAGCGCCCCAUUCCGCCUUUCACGGCAGCCCCCGCAGGGCUGGCGCGGGAACGAGACCUGACCGGGGUGGACGCCGCGAUCCUGGAGAUGGAAAUGAGGCCUGCGCCUCGGGAGUUGCGCAACCUCCUGUACCAGGGCAUCUCGCACGAGGACGAAGGGCGCAAGCGCUACCUGAAGCUGCGCCUGCUCGUGAACCCGGAGGACAAAUAUACCUUUCCUGUCACCACCAACUUCAACUAUGGCUGGCAGAUGGGGAAGCUGGCCACCAGCCACGUCGCCCCCACCCCCAAGUGCCGCAUCGACAGCUUCUUCCGCAAGAACGGCGCCUUCUCCCUGCUCCACCCGCGCGACGUGGCCCUAUGAGCGAGACCCGCCUGCUCCCCCGGCUUCGCGCUUGCAAACAAAGCUCUACAUGUUUUAUCACUCCAGUCUCCUUCUCUGGUGCCUUCCUUUGAUUUCCUUCCUUGACUUCCAAACACCUGGAGAACGGCCAGGGCCAAGGGCCACCUUGACUGAUAUGGCUGGGGGAGGAGCCUAUGGGGUUUGGGGCGGGGCAGAGGGCGGAGCCUGUGGGUUCCGUGGGAAGAGGGCGGAGCCAAGUGCAGCUUGUGGAAGAGCAUUUGUUCAUUUCAGCCUGAGUGCAAGAAACCAGAUUUAUUUGAUGGAAGCGCUUGAGAUCAAACCCAGAGUUGUUGUUUUUUUUUAAAAAAGCCAGAUUGGGUGUUAGAGUUGCCAACUGCUGAGGAUCUUUAAAACCAUAGAUGCCGGUGUUGAGGGCUGGUUGGGUACCAUCCAUUCUUUUCAUUGUAACAACAACAACAACAGACAACCAUUUUAUUUCUUAUACCCUGCCCAUCUGGCUGGGUUUCCCCACCCAUUGUAGGAUGAACACUUUUUAAAAAUGUAUUUAUUCCAUAAAAUUUACACGCCGCUUGAUUGUUAACAAGGAAAAAAAAGGCUCAAAACAAGGUGAAACAGUGAAAUUAAUGCACAGGUGUUAUACGAAAAAACCUGCUCCCUUUCCCUUCGCAGGCAUGUCCAAAGUCUGUUUUGGGGGCCUAAUCUCACCCGCAAAUCGGUUUAAUCUGGCCCCUGUGGCAGUAUAUCUCCUGGGGUAAAAGCCUAACAACAACUUCAAACCUAAAAAGGUCAACAACUUUGGUCGGCCCUCACAGCCCUUCACUUCAACAAAUCUGGCCCUCUUUGAAAAAAGUUUGGACACCAUAGCAUGGGGUAUCCAAGAGCCCGUAUAGAGUCCUUAUGCUGGUUUUCUAUCGGUAGACGGGAAUAACAGAGACCAACCAGAGUAUAUUUGAGAAGCAAAGCAGCUAGUAAGCCUGAUCUUUAUUAAUCUGUUGAAACAGGGUCCUCCUCUCACCGCACACAGGAACCCUGAACAAUAGUGUGCAGGUCCUUAUAUAGACUUUUGAAAUUGCCCACCCUGUAGCCCAAGAUCACCCCCC